AUGCGUGUUCUGCAGCUCAUUCGUCGUCUCUCGGUUGCACGUGGACUCCAUACGCGUGUCAUUUCUCGUGCUACUGCUCCUUUGGUCUCUAGCUCACUGGAAUAUACUCGACACUCUAUUCCAAUCACAUCCAAGCGUGCGUUUACAACUGAUGGGAAUGAGUUUUUCUAUGAGGACGAGGAUGAUGACGAUUCAUUUGUCCAGUAUCCACCUGUAGCAGCUCGUGUACAGGCUGAAGCGCCUCAGUUUAAAGCCCGUGCAGUACUGAAUGAAGACAUUGUUGAUGUAUCAUUGGAUACGUAUCGUGGGCAGUACGUCGUGCUCUUCUUUUAUCCAAAAGAUUUCACGUAUGUGUGUCCGACUGAGAUUAUUGCAUUUAACGAUCGUGUGGACGAGUUUAAAGCGCUGAAUACACAGCUGAUUGCUGUGUCCUGUGACUCGCCGGAGAGCCACUUGGCCUGGACGCGUCUGCCUCGUAACAAGGGCGGGUUGGGUAAAAUGGAUAUUCCUAUCGUUUCAGACAUUACCAAGGUCAUUUCAGCCAAGUACGGUGUACUUGUAGAGCAGGAUGGUGUUGCUCUGCGUGGACUUUUUAUUAUGGACAAGGAAGGUGUGCUGCAACAGAUCACGAUCAACAAUAUGCCCAUUGGUCGCAGUGUUGACGAGACACUGCGUCUUAUUAAGGCACUGCAGUUUGUUGAAGAGCAUGGUGAAGUGUGCCCUGCCAACUGGCAGCCUGGUGACAAGACGAUUAAUGCUACCCCCACAGGCAGUCAUGUGUAUUUUUCAUCGGUUAAAGAGGAUGGAGAGGACGAUGAUUCUACCGCCUUGACGCUGGUGAAGAACAAGGCUGAGUUUCAAGAUCUGAUUAAAAGUGACAAGCUUGUUGUGGCUGAUUUUAUGGCUCCAUGGUGUGGCAAAUGCACGCAGAUUGAGCCAACUGUGGUAAGCCUGGCAGAGGCCCACCCGGAAGUGACGUUUGCUAAGUUGGAUGUUUCUAUCCCUGAAGUGGAAAAGCUUAAGGAUGAAUUUGACGUUGGUGCAUACCCGGAGUUUCGCUUUUUCAAGAAUGGCAAGGAAGUCCACGAGAAGAUUUCAGGCUACAAGAAGUCUCUGCUCAAGAAUGCUGUGGAGAAGCUGCUAUGA
Molecule: messenger RNA, 1146 nt
Organism: Peronospora belbahrii
Lineage: Eukaryota; Oomycota; Peronosporomycetes; Peronosporales; Peronosporaceae
Source: the annotation of a GenBank genome assembly